This is a messenger RNA of Charadrius vociferus (killdeer), 1701 nucleotides long. RefSeq names its product LIM domains containing 1 (gene LIMD1). The transcript has 9 exons. The record is from RefSeq and is a predicted model, not a curated record. Gene Ontology annotation, molecular function: transcription corepressor activity. Bases 1 to 1185 code for a protein of 394 amino acids. Lineage: Eukaryota; Metazoa; Chordata; Aves; Charadriiformes; Charadriidae. Gene Ontology annotation, biological process: response to hypoxia; regulation of DNA-templated transcription; negative regulation of hippo signaling. Gene Ontology annotation, cellular component: transcription regulator complex; P-body; adherens junction.
AUGGCUGAGAUAACUUUUGUGAGUCCGAAGCUUAUCAAGCAUUAUCCGCUCAAGCUCGAGCCUCAGGCUGUCACUGCCGAGAUGAGGGUCUCGGUCCUGCUCGCAGCCCGCAAAGUGGCUUGGAGAUUCCAGGGGCUGCACAGUGCCACAGUUUUUAAGAACAUAGGGCCAAAACCCACUGGAAGCUCUGCGCCCGCCGCUCCAAGCGUGGACUACCAGCAUGCCACCGCCUACCCCGGCCCAGCCGGCCACUUCGUGGCCCAUGGUCAAAACCACCGGCCCAAUGGCAGCAGUGUGAGCCCCGAGCCAGGCUCCUCACGCCUGGCCUCGCGCGGGCCAGUGGCUCCGGAUGCACCACAGCCGCCUUUCCCAGAUGGUGCGAGUGGACCACGGUCGGACGCCGGGCACCCGGAGGGCUCCAGCACAGUGAAGGUGAAGCUGCCCUGCCAGACCCUCCUUCCGCAGCCGGAGCAAGGGCCGUCGGCGGCCGAGCUGAAGCUGGAGGCACUGACCCAGCGCCUGGAGCAGGAGAUGGAUGCUCGGCCGAAGGCCGAUUACUUUGGCACCUGUGUGAAGUGCAGCAAGGGCGUGUAUGGAGCAAACCAGGCUUGCCAGGCCAUGGGCAACCUCUACCAUGACGGCUGCUUCACCUGCGGAGCCUGCAGUCGAAAGCUGAGAGGAAAAGCCUUUUAUUUUGUCAAUGGCAAGGUGUUCUGUGAAGAAGAUUUCCUGUAUUCUGGUUUCCAGCAGUCAGCUGACAGGUGUUUCAUUUGUGGUCAUUUGAUAAUGGACAUGAUCCUGCAGGCUCUAGGAAAAUCAUAUCAUCCAGGCUGCUUCCGAUGCGUGGUCUGCAAUGAGUGUCUGGACGGUGUGCCAUUCACUGUAGACUCUGAAAACAAAAUCUACUGUGUCAGAGAUUACCACAAAGUUUUAGCUCCAAAGUGUGCAGCAUGUGGACUUCCCAUUCUGCCCUCCGAGGGGUCCGAUGAGACCAUUCGGGUUGUGUCCAUGGACAAGGAUUACCACGUGGAAUGUUACCACUGUGAGGACUGUGGGAUGGAACUGAACGAUGAAGACGGGCAUCGCUGUUACCCACUAGAUGAACAUUUGCUUUGUCACUCCUGUCAUCUGAAACACAUAGAGAACGGCACAACCCCAGCAGCUGUGUACCAGCACCACUACUAGUCAGCGUGACCUGUAACGGGAAAGCUGGGACAGAAGACUUGUUACAUCAUCUCCCUCUCCCCACCCUCAGUUGAUUUCCUGUGCAUGUUUUUUGCCAGUCGGCAAUGUUCCUGUAAAAGGAUAUGAGAGAUUUUUGCUGGAUUCCCAGAGUUUGUAUGCUUGUGAGUUCCAGCUGUAUCAAACCAUGUCUCCCUGACCAAGAAUGUGGCAUGUUAUCUAAAGUGAUCGGUUUACUUUUACGUGCCUUUUUCUGCUCUCUGGAGAUUCAUCUUCGCUCAUUUUGGAAGGAUUCUUCAGGGAAAGCACAAUUUGCUGUCAUGCCUAUGAACUCAGAUCGUGCCGUGCACAAUUAAAAAGCCAGAGGCUGGCUUGCCUGCCUGCCUGCCGGGGACAUCCCGGCAGCCUACUAAGUGUUUCCUGACAAGCACAUUUCAUCAGAUUCCCUGAAGGACAUCAACCUAUUAAUACCAGUUUUUUAGACACUCUCUCUUUUUAUUAAUUCUUUAGGAAAAGAAA